Terrapene triunguis (Three-toed box turtle) is the source of this 2524-nucleotide messenger RNA. RefSeq names its product serine-aspartate repeat-containing protein I-like. Bases 1 to 1929 code for a protein of 642 amino acids. The transcript is spliced from 6 exons. The record is from RefSeq and is a predicted model, not a curated record. Lineage: Eukaryota; Metazoa; Chordata; Testudines; Emydidae.
AUGAAGAGCCAGUCUGCUGCCCCUGGGGACAGCGAUACAGAUGUGGAGGGGGUUGGUGUGAAUCCAGAUGUUGUGGGUCCAAAGAGCCAUCAGCCCAGCGUUGAGGUGGACAGCGAUACAGAUGUGGAGGAGGAGGCAGCAAAUAAUCCAGAUGUGCAGAAGAACCAUCUUCAUACUCUCCCUAGGGGCAGAGCGACAGAUGUGGAGGGGGGAGUGGAGAAUCCAGAUGAUGUGCAUCUUGAGAGCCAUCACUCUGCCAAAAAUGGGGAGAGCGAUACAGAUGUGGAGGAGGUUGCAGAGAAUCCAGAUGUUGUACAGAAGAGCCAUCAGCCCGCCAUUGAGGUGGGCAGUGAUACAGAUGUGGAGGAGGAGAAAGCAGAGACUCCAGUGGUUGUACAGAACAACCAUCAACUUGUUUCCCCAGGGGGCGGAGAUGCAGAUGUAGCGCCGGUGGUGGGAAAACCAGAUGUGCGACAAACGAACAAUGAGCUUGCUGCCCCUGGAGACAGUGAUACAGAUGUGGAGGAAUCUGAUAGAAAUCCAGAUGUUGUCACUGCAAAGAGCCAUCCCCUUGCUGUUGAUGUGGGCAGUGAUACAGAUGUGGAGGAGACUGGGAAUCCAGAUGUGGCUACAAAGAGCCAUCCACCCGCUAUUGAUGUGGGCAGUGAUACAGAUAUGGAGGAAGAGGAGGCAAAGAAUCCAGAUGUUGUAACGAAGCAUCAACAUGCUCUCCCUGGAGACAGAGAUACAGAUGUGACGGGGACAAUGGGGAAACCAGAUGUGCAUCCUAAGGGCCAUCGGCCUGCAGAAAAUGAGGACAGCGAUACAGAUGUGGAGGACUCCAUGGGGAAUCCAGAUGUUGUACAAAGGAGCCAUCAGCCCACCGUGGAGGCAGGUGAUGAUACAGAUGUGGAGGAGGCUGAGGAGAAAUCAGAUGCUGGACGACAAAACGACCCUCUGCCUGUUGCCACUGGGGACAGCGAUACAGAUGUGGAGGAGAAUCCAGAUGUUGGCCAACAGACGCUCCACUUGCCUACAGCCAGUGGAGACAGCGACACAGAUGUGGAGGGGGCUCCCAGGGUAGAGUUCAACCAGGCGCCAGGUCCUGUGGGGGGCCCAGCCCAGGCGGGUGGGGAGGAGCCACCUGCUCCCCAGUCCCAUAUCAGCCCAGAGACCAAGUUGAUGGACACGGAGGGAAACAAGGAGCCAGCGUGGGGCCCAGCCCAGCCUGGAGACGACAGCGAGACGGAUGUGGAGGAUGACGCUGAUUUUGCCCUGCAGGCCACGCAGUGCUACCUGGUUGAGGAGACCCCGUCCUCGGGGGCCGAGGCCGCCAGAACCCCCGCGGCAGCAGAUUCGGGGAGCGGCCUAGAGGAGGAAGCCACCCAGACGUUUGUCUUCAGAUCGCCCCUGCCUGCAAAAGGGUCCGUGAUGUCGCCCCCUGCUGGCCCAGCCCUGCACCCUCCAGUCUGCACCUCUUCAGAGAAGGAGGAGGACUCGGACGAGGAUCUGUAUGUUGUGGAGGCGACUCAGUCGUUCUGCGAGGACCCCGGGCUCCACUCGGACCAGCCCACCCAGCCCUUCAUCCCUGAGGAGGACACCCAGCUGCUGCCCCGCCCCCCGCCACCAGGGGGAGCCCUGUCUCAGCCUGCAGUACCCGGCCCAGCCUCUGGGGGGCUGCUGCUUGGCACCCAGGACCCGGCAGUUGCUCCCCUCAGCCCCAAGGAGGAGUCAGAGCCCCCUGGCGGGGCACUGCCAGCAGGGGGCGCCGGGAGGGAGCCGCCGGAGGAGGAGGAAUCCCAGCCCGUGCGCCUAGUGCUGAGCGCUCCCCGCAGGCCAGCCCUGGCGCUGCAGGGCGAGGGCGGGCGGGCAGGAACGGAGCCCAGGGGCAGCAGCUCUGGGCACCGCCUGAGAGGGCAGGGUGAGUGAUGGAGGUGUGGGGAGAGUGAGUGUGUGACACGCGUGGGGCGACAUGCCCGGUGCUGUGUGUGUGCGACAUGUCCAGUGCUCUCUGUGUGUGGAUGUGUGCGUGACACACCUGGAGCGGUGGUGCUCUGUGUGUGACACUCUGUGUGAGUGUGUGUGUGUGUGCAAGUGACACCUUGUGCAAGGAGGGGGGUGUUGCUGGCAGUCACAUGAUGUGCCUUGGCAGGCAGCGACAUCUAGUGGCAAUGAAGGGAAUUGCAGUAGCUGGCUGGAAUUAAUUCAUCCUCUUCUCCAGGUGGCCCGGAGGCUGCGGAGAGACGGGCGACCCCAGCGGUUGUCGGGGUCACGGGGGCUGGGCCCCACCCCGCGGGGGCACGGCCUGAGGAUGCUGGGAAGGUCCCAGAGGCUCAUCACAGUCCCUCCACCCCCGUGAGGCGCCGAAGCCUGCGAUCUGCUUCGGUUCCUGCUCCCCCACCACCAGCCCCUGCCCUGGAGAGGCGGAGCCAGCGGGGUGGGGCAGAGAAGGCCGUGGGGUCCGGAGAGCCCAGCCAGCCCACCCUGGCCGCCCCCCAGCGUAGGGGGCGGCGCCAGCUCUGCA